UUCUCGAAAAUUAUUUAACCGCCAUUAUCAUCGUCGUCGUCCCGUGAAAUCAUGCUAAAAUUGUACUUUCUUGUAACAGUGAUUGUGUCUUUUGUUUUAAUCAGUUCUUCCAAAGAUGUAAUUCUCAAAUACAAUAUCAAACAAAACCUUCGUGCUCGGUCCCUUCCAUAUGAAGAUUGUGGAUCUCACUACGAUAUUUUACUUUUGGAAAUUUCAAGUUGUUCUCAGAUACCAUGUUCCAUGGAAAGAGGCAGUCAGGUUUUUGUUCAUGCAGUUUUCGAUGACAAAGAUAGUAAUACUCAAUUUUUAAAGCACAGCGUUAGAUGGGUAUUCAAUGCUAUUAAAACCGCAGCAACUAUAAGCCCAGAUCCAUGUGAUGGCCAGGAUGAAUGUAUAACCAAUAACGCAGAGGGAAAGUCAUAUUGGGCCUCGGUUUAUGUCAAUAGCUCAUUGCCAGUGAUGCGGGGGUCAAUGGUGUGGGAAGCAGGCAAUGACAAAGAGAAAAAUUUAAUAUGUUUUAAGAUUCCAAUUUAUAUAACGUUAUAAAAAAUAAUAUGAGGUGAUUUAUUUGCGUUUAUUUAAAUUAAAUACUCAAACCAAGUGAUGGAACUUAUAAUGAUAUUCAUAUUUGACUGCUGAAAUAAAUACACGUAAUUAAGAAAACUGUUAAAA
Molecule: messenger RNA, 672 nt
Organism: Eupeodes corollae
Lineage: Eukaryota; Metazoa; Arthropoda; Insecta; Diptera; Syrphidae
Gene: Npc2f
Product: NPC intracellular cholesterol transporter 2
Exons: 4
Coding region: 52-546 (164 amino acids)
Source: RefSeq, a predicted model, not a curated record